Messenger RNA from Penicillium cinerascens, 1740 nucleotides. RefSeq lists its product as uncharacterized. The transcript has a single exon. NCBI's taxonomy places the organism in Eukaryota, Fungi, Ascomycota, Eurotiomycetes, Eurotiales, Aspergillaceae. Bases 1 to 1740 code for a protein of 579 amino acids. The record is from RefSeq and is a predicted model, not a curated record.
AUGAGCGGGCGAACCUCACGCCCUCUGGUUCCAACCGUGGAGCCAUUCCAACCUGCUUCAGCAUGCGCAAGUCCUGUUGUCGAAAGAAGGAUUGCCAAAGCAACCGAGGACCACAACUCACAGACCUCAGGAAGUCUGAUGCCGCAAGUCGAGAAAAGAACCCCACGGCCCCUCAGCGCUGAAGUUGAACCGUUCAUGCCUAAGUCAAAGCGCAUGGCAUAUGCAUUGAUGGAGGACUCCCCAAAGAAAAACGAGAACAAUGGCUUGAAUAAUGGUCCGGGGCCAUUUACACAACAGGAAGAAGCUCAUCUGUGCACAUCUUUCUUGGAAGAGGCUCGCUUGAAAGAAGCAAACAACCCUCUCUCUAGUCUGAAGCCCAGAAUCGAAACGGUCAAUUUUGCGCAGCUUGAAAAUAAAGAUCAUGAGUUCUCUGUCACUACUCAAAGCAUAUUCUCCCCAAAAGAUUGUUGGCCAGAACAGAGAGUUUCUUCUGAACAUCGGCAGCUCGAGUCUGUCGAUGAAGGUGUCCUGCUGGGCAUCCCUGCCUCAGUCUAUCAUGCUCACCAGGAGAUGGCCUAUCCCUCUUAUGCUUCGGGAUUUACACCCCACUCAAGCAAUGAGUGUGUUGAUUCAUAUGGAAUUUCGCCAAUUGACUUCUGUGGAUCUACUGGCCCUCCAGGCUAUGGACCGUCACCCCUUCGACUUACAGAAGCGGAGGCUGACGUGCUCAAUAGAGCGGGUGAACAGCAAGCUAGGCUGUGGAAAGAGGCAGAAAGAAUCGAGACGGAGAGACUCGAGAUGGAGGACAAUGUAGCCGAGAGACGUGGGCUUGUACAGCAGGUACUCAAGGCACGCGAAGAUGCCAGACUUAGAAGAGAAAGCAACGACUUAACCCGGCCUGGAGCACUCGCUCGUGACCAUCACUGUCGUGACGAAUCUUCCACCCGCGAAGCCUUCUGCAGAAUCGAGUUCGAGAACCGGAUUUGGAGCGCCAUUUACCCAUUCUGGAGCGAGCAGCCCAACCCACGACUGCCGCGUGCACACACUCGAGCUGAAACUAUCGAAUCCCAAGAGAUGGUUUCCACAUUUGAGACCGUCUUUUGUAACCUCGCGGGCUACAGAAAGAGCUACACGAACUACCAGGCAUCUCGCCCUGCGCUGUCCGAGACGAGCCCUGUGAUAGAUCAACCUCUCCAUCGUCAGCCCCGCUGGAUGCCCGGUCCAACUCGAACCAAUUGGGACAACCCUAGCAUCUGUGAUGUUCCAGAGUCUCGCCGCACCAUCUUGAACACUGGUUCCUUCAUCCCAUACAUGGGACCCAUGGAUAUGAACCAUCUCCCCCACCCGCGAGACCCAUGCAUCGAGCCACUCAUCGGAGAGGGGGAUCUCCCGUGGAUCCCCCCAUUCAACCCCGUCUUUCCGGAGAGUCCGCAACUCAAUGCCUCGGCCAAUAAAAAUUCCCUUGACAUCUCUUCUCCCGCGGAGGAAGCAUACGUACAGCAGCAAUGCCCGGCACCGACAUCUGUACAGAGCACUCCGCCUCACGUGAGACGAUGCAAAGACCCAAUCCAGUCUUCAGAAACGCGUGCUCAAUCGGACACCACAAACUUCGAGAACAGAUCUCCACGCUGCCCUGCUAGCAUGGCUCGCAGCAGUGCUAUGUAUCAACAAGGAACGCAGAACUCCAACCCAAGCUCGAAUGACACUCCUCGUGGGAAGAGACGUCGUCGACGACACUAA